Nelumbo nucifera (sacred lotus) is the source of this 3085-nucleotide messenger RNA. RefSeq names its product methylmalonate-semialdehyde dehydrogenase [acylating], mitochondrial-like. Gene Ontology annotation, molecular function: methylmalonate-semialdehyde dehydrogenase (acylating, NAD+) activity; DNA-binding transcription factor activity, RNA polymerase II-specific. The record is from RefSeq and is a predicted model, not a curated record. Gene Ontology annotation, biological process: L-valine catabolic process; positive regulation of transcription by RNA polymerase II; thymine catabolic process. Gene Ontology annotation, cellular component: mitochondrion. Lineage: Eukaryota; Viridiplantae; Streptophyta; Magnoliopsida; Proteales; Nelumbonaceae.
GUUCUCAACUGUGCUACAAGUUACAACCAGCAAGCUAGCUGCUAGCCAUACCUUCCGACACAGGGUCUGAAACGACCGAAAUUUCGGAAACGUAAAACCAUGGUUUUACAACCCGGCUUUUCAUUUUUCCAUGGGACAAGACAGACAACUUCGUAGGAUCCAGUGUUACGGUCUCCAGCUCAAAGCUGACGUUAAACGCCUACUUUGAACUCUGAAGCAUCAAGCUCGAUCUCGAAGCUUUCAACUUCUCACCGUAACUUGCUUUUUCUUCCUCUUUCUCUAGUCUCUAUGACCUCACAAGUGAAGCAAGGGAACGUAAAUCGUCUCCGCAGAGUUGGCGAAACUAAGUAACAAGGGUUUCCUGCGGGGGAGUGUGUACUGAUCCUUCAACAAAAGGUCUUACUUCACUGUGAUGGAGACUCAAAGUUGUGAGGAGCCCAAUGAGCAAACCAAGAUGCUUCCACCACCAGCUGGAACCUUUCAGAAUCGUGAAGAGCUUAUCAAACAUGUUCGCGACUUUGGUGUGACCCAAGGAUAUGUGGUAACCAUUAAGAAUUCUAGGAAGGAGAAGACUGUAAUCCUUGGUUGUGAUAGAGGAGGUGUUUAUCGUAGAAGGCGGAAGACUGAAAAUAUUCGUAAAAGAACAGUAACCUCUCGCCUAAUAAAUUGUCCUUUCGAAGUUGUGGGUAAAAGGCAAAAUAACUUGUGGAUACUCACGAUAAAAAAUGAGGAACACAAUCAUGAACCUUUAAGAGAUAUUUCCGACCAUCCUUCUUUUUGUCGUUUUUCAGAGAAAGAGGUGUUACAGAUUGUUGAAAUGACUGAAGCUGGUAUAAAACCACGUCAAAUCCUCAGUGUACUUGGGCAAAACAAUCCAAGGCUUUUAUCAAGAUCAAGGCAUGUUUACAACAUCAAAGCUAAGAUCCGUAAAGGGAAUCUAUCAGUGGAAAGCUUAAAACAAUGCAGGCAUUCAACUUCUGCUCUUGGAAUUUCACAUUCCUCAGAAUCCAUGGAGGCAUCUCCAAGCCGCAUAUACCCUCCGCCAAGGGUCCGCAAUUUUAUUGGAGGAGAAUUUGUGGAAUCAAAAGCAACUGCUUCCGUUGCUGUUAUAGAUCCUGUAACACAAGAGAUGGUUUCUCUAGUUCCCUUGACUACCAAGGAAGAGUUCAAAGCUGCAGUAACUGCAGCAAAACAGGCUUUUCCUUCAUGGAAAAAAACACCCAUUGCUACCCGGCAGUGCAUUAUGUUCAAGCUUCAAGAGCUCAUCCGAAGAGACAUUGAUAAGCUUGCCAUGAUUAUUACUGUUGAACAUGGAAAGACUCUGAAAGAUGCCCGUGAUGAUGUGCUUUGUGGGUUAGAGGUGGUAGAACAAACUUGUGGAAUGGCAACUUUGCAGAUGGGGGAGUUUGUCUCCAAUGGGUCAAAUGGAAUUGACACAUACAGCAUUAGGGAACCACUUGGUGUUUGUGCUGGGAUAUGCUCCUUUAACUUUCCAGCAAUGAUUCCAUUAUGGAUGUUCCCAAUGGCUGUGUCAUGUGGAAAUACCUUUAUUCUAAAGCCAUCAGAGAAAGAUCCAGGGGCUUCAAUGAUACUUGCUGAGCUAGCAGUGGAGGCUGGUCUGCCCAAUGGUGUCUUAAACAUUGUUCAUGGCAAUAAUGACAUUCUCAAUGAAAUUUGUGAUGAUGAAGAUAUCAAGACCAUAUCAUUCGUUGGUUCAAACACAGCUGGCAUGCACAUAAUUGCGAGAGCAGCAGCUAGAGGGAAGCGAAUUCAGUCCAAUAUGGGAACCAAAAACUAUGCAGUUAUCAUGCCUGAUGCCAGCGUGGAUGCCACUUUGAAUGCUCUAGUUGCUGCUGGUUUUGGUGCUGCGGGACAAAGGUGUAUCACACUCAGCAUAGCUGUUUUUAUUGGAGGCUCAAAAAUAUGGGAGGCAGGACUGGUGGAACGUGCAAAUGCUCUUAAAGUAAAUGCAGGAACUGAACCUGGUGCAGAUCUUGGGCCAGUGAUUAGCAAACAGGCAAAGGAACACAUAUGCAGGUUAAUCCAGAGUGACAUUGAAAGUGGUGCCAGACUUGUUCUUGAUGGUAGAAAUAUUGUGGUUCAGAGAUAUGAGAAUGGAAACUUUGUCGGUCCAACCAUCUUAUGUGAUGUUACAAGUGAUAUGGAGUGUUACAAGGAGGAAAUGCUUGGACCAGUCCUACUUUGUAUGCAGGCUGACAGCCUAGAAGAGGCAAUAGACAUUGUUAACGGAGAGAGAUACUGUAAUGGAGCUUCUAUAUUUACCACAUCUUGUGCAGCCGCAAAGAAGUUUCGGGAUGAGAUUGAAACAGGCCAGGUUGGCAUAAACACACUCGUUCCUGUUUCAUUGCCCUUUUUCUCUUCCACUGGAUCCAAGGAGUCUGUCAUAAGUGAUUUAAAUUUCCAUGGCAAGGCAGGUUUGCAGUUCUACACUCAGAUCAAAAUGGUGAGACAACAAUGGGAAGAUCUAGUGAGACCAGGAUUACCGACAUGUCAGUGAAUGUUAAAAUCAAGAAGUCACUACCGUCUCUUGGGAGUAUAAGAAAAUGUGAAAACAGAAAAUAGACAAUACCAUUCUUUUCUAUCUGCAUGUGCGCGCAAGUGAGAGAGAGAUGCCCAUCUUUUUUUCUUUCAUUUUCUUUUUUUGGGUAACACAAGGGAGGGGGGUCAUUUCCAAAUGUUUUAUUUUUUUUUUCUAAAGAAGGUUUCAAUCGAGGGGGCCUCUGAGAGUGCAGACAUCUCCUAAAUUGUUGUAUAUGAAUGCACUUAUCACCCGUAAUCCGCCCAUUUGUUGGCCUAAAUUUUCUUCCUUCCAAUCAAUCAAUUGUGUUGAUUACUUGUACAGCGCUUCAUUGUUGUCUACUUGUAUUCUCAGCACGAAGCACAACAUAUAUUGGUUGUUUCUGUGCUAACUGCAGCUACUGAAGCUUACAUUUUUUAAAGCAUAAAAUGUCACAAUAUGGACCAUAUACCAUACCUGUCUGAUAGUUUAAACAAAAAGGUUGUUUUACCAUUGCUCUUUCUUCCCUUUUUGGGUUGAGUAAUAUAAAUUGGCAUUCAACUGUUA